AUGUCAAACAAACAGGGCAAGAUGGCCGGUUACGUACGUAUCAGUUACCGAUAUUCCACUCGUGUCGUUGACGAGAAGAUUCUUUACAGCGUGACUGACUUUGCCCGACAGAUCAACUACCGGAUGAGAGUGACUCUUAAUGAUGGCCGCCAGAUGACCGGACAGAUGCUUGCUUUUGACAAGCACAUGAACCUUGUUCUCGCCGACACUGAAGAGUUCCGACGUGUCAAGAUCAGACAGAAUAAGCCUGCCGCACCUGGAAGCUCUGGCUCGAGCCAGACAAUCGAGAAGGAGGAGAAGCGCACACUCGGUCUAACCAUUGUGCGCGGCGCGCACAUCGUAUCGCUGUCUGUUGAGUCGGAACCCCCGGCCGACCCCAGUGCCAGACUCGGAAAGAGCGCGCCAGGAGGAAUCUCCUCGACUCUUGCUGCUGGUCCUGGUGUUGCAAGACCUGCCGGCAGAGGUGCUGCUCCUGCUCCCCCUUCUUUGGCCGGUCCUGCUGCCGGUGUUGGAGGCGGCGCUCCCCCUGGAUUUCCUGGUUUUCCCGGUGCCCCGCCCUUCGGUGGACGUGGAGCGCCUCCCCCAGGCUUCCCCGGCGGUUUCCCGCCUCCCGGCUUCCCUCAAAACGCCCCUUUCCCUCCUCCAGGCUUCAAUCCUGGCCCUCCUGGUGGGGCCCCUGGCUUCAACCCUCCCCCUCGAAGAUAG
Messenger RNA from Colletotrichum truncatum, 705 nucleotides. Lineage: Eukaryota; Fungi; Ascomycota; Sordariomycetes; Glomerellales; Glomerellaceae. The record is from RefSeq and is a predicted model, not a curated record.